ACAAUAAACUGUCAAUUUAUUUUCAGUAUUGACAAUUUUAUAUCAGUAAUGGUUAUUGGAAUUUAUUAUUCGGUCUAUUAAUGUUUUAAAAACAAAAUGUCCAAAAUAUCGAAGACUGCUAUAGAUUGGGCGAAAUUAGAAAAACUGGUGCCACCAGAAGAAAGGGUUAAGUUUUUAGCUUUCAAAGCUAAAUCGGACGGAUACUUUCGACGCAUGCAAGCAUCACCUCCUGAGCCUCCUAAAAUAGACUGGGACCAUUAUCAUAAAUUAGUUCCAGUACCAGGUCUGGUGGAUAAGUUCAAGACGGAAUACGCUUCAUUCAGGGCCCCAUAUCCUGAGGAUAAGUUCUCCGCUGAGGUGGACAAACAAUGGAAGAAGUUGCAACCACAAAUAACUAAGUACAAUGAUAAAAUGAAAGAACACAUUGCUGAGGCACAGAAAGAAAUUGCUGCAAUUAACGCUCUUCCUAAAUUUGAAGAUAUGACGAUGGAAACGGUGUACGACAUGUUUCCAGAGAUAGCACUGGAUCCCGUGAAUAACCCAACAUUUUGGCCCCACACCGACGAUGAACAACUGGGCUAUAAAGACCCAAUGCAGAAAAUAGAGAUCCCCAAGAAAUAAAUGCCUUCCCUCAGCUACCUCGCGCAGAAUACAAAACAACAACUAUUAACGUCUUCGUGCCACUUCGGUGGUAAAAAUACAUUAUUUUUUCAAUAGAAAA
Molecule: messenger RNA, 721 nt
Organism: Spodoptera frugiperda (fall armyworm)
Lineage: Eukaryota; Metazoa; Arthropoda; Insecta; Lepidoptera; Noctuidae
Product: ATP synthase subunit d, mitochondrial
Exons: 3
Coding region: 97-621 (174 amino acids)
Biological process (GO): proton motive force-driven ATP synthesis
Molecular function (GO): proton transmembrane transporter activity
Source: RefSeq, a predicted model, not a curated record